UUCAUUGUAAAGGCAAACUCCGCGUCGGGGAUGGCAGUGCACGACGAUUGUAAGCUAAAAUUCAUGGAACUGAAGGCUAAGAGAAAUUUUCGCUUCAUCAUCUUUAAAAUUGAUGAGAAUGUGCAACAAGUCAUAAUAGACAAGCUCGGUCAACCGAAUCAGAGCUAUGAGGAUUUCACUUUAGCCUUUCCGGCCAACGAGUGUCGUUAUGCCGUCUUUGAUUUCGACUUCAUCACCGACGAGCAUUGCCAAAAGAGCAAGAUCUUCUUUAUUUCUUGGGCUCCCGAUGCGUCGAAGGUGAGGAGUAAAAUGUUGUAUGCUAGUUCCAAAGACAAGUUCAAAAGAGAACUCGAUGGAAUUCAAGUUGAGUUACAAGCAACAGAUCCAAGUGAAAUGAGCUUCGAUAUCGUGAAAGCCCGAGCCUUAUAA
Molecule: messenger RNA, 429 nt
Organism: Zingiber officinale
Lineage: Eukaryota; Viridiplantae; Streptophyta; Magnoliopsida; Zingiberales; Zingiberaceae
Product: actin-depolymerizing factor 1-like
Exons: 2
Coding region: 31-429 (132 amino acids)
Biological process (GO): actin filament depolymerization
Cellular component (GO): cytoplasm; actin cytoskeleton
Molecular function (GO): actin filament binding
Source: RefSeq, a predicted model, not a curated record